AUGGAGAAUUCAUCGGACCUAACCGCGCUUCCCGAAGAUGAUCUUCAGAAUGAUGAGACUACCCCUCAUAGUCCGGGCGAAUUAACAUCCGCCUUUUCCUCUAAGCCCGAUCGUCCUCCCAUUCAGACUUCAUCACAAAAAUAUGCACCUUUAGAUUGGUCUAUGUACUUUGACGAAGAAGAUGAUGUUUCCAUCCCAGGCUCGGACAAUGUUUUUCACAUUUAUAAAGCUGGAACCGAAGGUCCAGUUGUUUUCUGUCUCCAUGGUGGGGGUUAUACAGGGCUCUCAUUUGCUCUGUCAGCAAGAAUAAUAAAAGAAAAGGCUCGGGUGGUAGCAAUGGACUUGAGAGGGCACGGGAAGUCAUCCACUGAUAAUGAUCUAGACCUAUCUAUUGAGACUCUUUGCAAUGAUGUAGUGGCUCUGGUUAAGACAAUGUAUGGGGAUUCCCCUCCAGCUAUUGUCAUUGUUGGCCACAGCAUGGGAGGCUCUGUUGCUGUUCAUAUUGCUGCAAAGAAGUUGCUUCCCAGCUUGGCUGGGCUGGUAGUCGUGGAUGUUGUUGAGGGAACAGCAAUGUCUUCAUUGAUCCAUAUGCAGAAGAUAUUAUCAAAUCGGGUGCAGCAUUUUUCAACUGUUGAGAAAGCGAUUGAAUGGAGCGUCAAAGGAGGCUCUUUGAGAAACGUUGAAUCUGCACGUGUCUCUAUUCCGAGCACAGUAGUAUAUGACGAGUCGAGAAAGUGUUACACUCACCGAGCUAGACUGGAAAAAACCGAGCAAUACUGGAGAGGCUGGUAUGAGGGCCUUUCGGACAAAUACUUGUCAAGUCCUGUACCAAAGCUCUUGCUCUUGGCGGGCACAGAUAGACUGGACAGGGCUCUCACAAUAGGUCAAAUGCAAGGAAAGUUCCAGAUGGUAGUUGUCAGACAUACGGGCCACGCCAUACAGGAGGAUGUGCCCGAGGAAUUUGCAGAUCUUAUUCUCAAUUUUAUAUCACGAAAUCGAAUUGGUCCUCAUGGAGUCGAGAUACCAGGAAUUCAAACUUGGUCCCGUCGAAAUCUUGUGCACUGA
This is a messenger RNA of Striga hermonthica, 1065 nucleotides long. The record is from the annotation of a GenBank genome assembly. NCBI's taxonomy places the organism in Eukaryota, Viridiplantae, Streptophyta, Magnoliopsida, Lamiales, Orobanchaceae.